Messenger RNA from Salarias fasciatus (jewelled blenny), 4324 nucleotides. Its product is annotated as limbin. The transcript is spliced from 23 exons. NCBI's taxonomy places the organism in Eukaryota, Metazoa, Chordata, Actinopteri, Blenniiformes, Blenniidae. Gene Ontology annotation, biological process: smoothened signaling pathway. Gene Ontology annotation, cellular component: plasma membrane protein complex; ciliary membrane. The coding region runs from base 206 to 4171 and encodes 1321 amino acids. The record is from RefSeq and is a predicted model, not a curated record.
UUUUUCCUCCUCCAAAUCUUGUUCCGCAGUGUUGCUCAUGGCUUAUUUGUUCGCGUUUAAAACACCAGAACGGCACGCUCUGUUCCCGUCCAGAGGCUGACAUCCACAGAAGAUGCUCUCUUUAACACUUUUAUUCAGAGAAGCGGAGGAAAAAGUUGCGGGAGGCGACGCGGUAUGUUAGCUAGCGGCUCUGCUCGGUGGUCGAAUGCUGCGGGAACGCUUCACGGCGAAGGGCGUCUCGAUAUGGUCGUUGUUCCUGAACAUCCUCGUCUGUCUCCCGCUCCCCUGGGUCUGCUGCCGCGAUGUGUCGGCCGGACCGAAGCUUCGUCUCCUCAGUGACUCUACCUCUGCGGCUCCAUCAUGGUUCACAGCUGCAGCUCCUUCCUCUCAGAAACAUGAGAGCCUGUCCACAACAGUGCAGCAUGACCCAGGAGGGAAACGAGCUCUGAGGAUGGAUGGUACAGCUGAGGUGACUGACCCCGGCCCGCUCCUGUCCUCAGCCCCCGCCGGUCCGCGGGGAAACUCUUUGUUCAGCUCCAUGUCAGACAUCAUGCACAUCAGGAGCGGCAGAAGCACGCUCACCAGAUCCAGCCCCGGACUCUCUCUGCCUCAGGUUCAGAGCGUGCCGCCUCCAUCAGUGUUUGGUGUGAAAUUUCAAAAGUGUGCUCAGGUAAAGCUGGACACGCAUCCGCCUCAGCUGACCUUCUUCCUCCGGAUCCAAAACCUGGGUCCUGUCGGAGGCACCAACCUGUCCCAGGUGGCGGUCCGGGACUCCAUUUCAGGGAUCGUGCCUGUAAAAACUGAGGGCCGGGUGGUGGAGAAAGGCUACCAGACGUUUACUAUAGACUCACUGAUCGCUGGCUCUCACAUUCUUGUAAAUUACACCGCUCAUGUGAGGAGUCAUAGGAGUGAAGUCCUUGAUCUUCCAGCUUUUCUCACCUUCUCCAAUGCCUCACAGAAUGACGUGAGCAUGUUUGGCCCUUUAGCAGCUAAUCUGACUCUGAGGGUGAAUUCCACCGACAGGAUUUUUCCGAACCACGGUGUCCAUUUUGCCGGAUUUGUUGCGGGCUUCUUUGUCACGUUACUGCUGCUGUUGUUGGGGUUUCUGCUCAUGACCCUGAUCGGUCCCAGAGCCAGACUGAGCCUUCUUCAACAACGGAGAAACAGAGGCGAUUCGGACCCUGAAUAUGCAGACUGCAACCUGAGUGAGACUGUUAAAGAUGAGGCGGCGUUCGAAGACAAGAUGGUGGACAUCAUGGUGCUGGAGGAUCCCCAGAACAUGUACCAGGCUUUGGAAAACCUUGAAAUGUCGACGCUGCUGCACGCCACCAACAGCCUGGAAGCCACGCGGAUUCAGAUUUACAAGGACGUGAUGUCGUCCCUGCUGGGCGGCCUGCGAUCGCGGGGCCAGGCCAGCACCCGGGCCCAGCAGAGGCUGCUCAGUGUGCUCCACGGACAGCUGCUGGGAAUGGAGGGCCGCCUCAAGGAGGAGAGAGGGGCCCGCAUGGCCGCCCUGGCUGCUCAGUGCAACCUGGAAACCCGCGAAGAAAUGGAGGCGGAGCAUCGCAGAGAGGCUGCAGAGAAGGCUCAGGCCGAGCUGCUGUGUCAGCAUGCAGACCAGCAGGAGCUCCUGCAGUGCAGCGUCCUUCUGGAGAAACUCCACAAGCUGAGCCAGAGUCGACUUCAGCGCAGCUUGUUGGUGCGGCACGAAGAAGCGUCGGCGAAGGUCCAGAGGCAGAUCAUCGAAUGGCGCCGGGUGGAGCUGCACAAGAUCUUCUCUGAGGAGCUGGAGGAGGCCACCAGGAUGGGAGAGCUGGAGAAGAGCACGGCCAGGAGCCUUCAGCAUGAUUACUUCACCUGUCAGGAUCAGCUGGAGGAGGUGUUGGACGUCAUCCUCGCCAAUCAGCGCUAUGUGCUGGCUGAGCGCAGCGCGCAGAGGAAGUUCUUGGUGCACAGCCUCCACAGCCUCAACAGCCUGAUCUCGGACACCUUCACCAGCACCUCCAGCAGCUUGGACAGCUGGUUCACUCACAUCAGGAGAGGGAGCUGUGGGCCUGCGGACCAGCUGGACCAGCUGCAGGAGAAAGCUCAGAAAGAGCUGUUGAUGGUCAGGCAGAGACUUGAUGAGGCUCUGAACCAGGAGAGGAGAGCCAUGCGCUGCGGACUGAUCAAGAAGAGGAGGGAACUCAUCUCUGAGAUGGUGAGGCUUCACAAGCAGAGACAGAAGGACCUGUCAAGUCUUUCUAAAGAUCUAGAGGAGAAGCUGGAAGUGGCGCAACACUUGAACUGCUGGCAGAACCUCCUGACAGCUCAAAGCCUGGAGCUCGCAGAGCUGAUUAACAGUCUGGAUGAAGAGGCAGCAGCAGACAUUCGCAAGAUGACCAUGCACGUGAUCCAGGGUGCUAUCGCCGAUGCCAGAGCCAUCCAGCCCUCCGCAAGCCAGGCCGUGCUGACGCUCCUGCCCCAGGGGGCGCAGCGCUCCCCGCUGCAGGUCGAACCCGAGGCGCUGCAGGCACAGGCCCCGGCACAGGGAGCCAGCACGCUCCUGCAGGGCCAGGAGAGACUGCACCAGGAGGGCAAGGCUGCUCUACGCACGCUGAGCUGCACCAGGGAAGCUCUGCAGGAGAGCAUGAAGACGGAGCUGCAGGAGCAGAAGGAGCUCAGGAAGAGCUGCAGAGACUUCUUCAGGUGUCUGACGCUGUCUCAGCUCGCUCUGUCUGAAGACGACAGGCUGAGGAUGAAGCUGGAGUUCCAGAAGUGUCUGUCUGUGGUGGACCGCUGCCUGGUGCUGCCCCACGCCAUCUCCAGGAGUAAACUCCACGCAGCCCUGACAGUGUGGAGGAGAGACAGCGAGAAACAGAUGGCGAACGCGCAGUCCAAGGGGAAAGCCGGCGAGGCCAGACAAAAAACAGACACGUCGGACCUGCUGCAGUUCCAGAGCAGGCUGGAGGAGAGGAUCCAGCUGUUCGAGAAGGAGAAAGAGAUGGAGAGCGGAGUGAUGAACAAGGUGUUGGAGGACAUGCAGAGGGAGAGGGAAGAUGCUCUGCAGUCUCAGGCGGGCGGCCUGGCCGUGCAGAUGGCUGCCGUCCACUACCAGAAGGCUGAGAGGAGGACCAAAGUCCUGGAGACCACCAGAGCCAUGCUCAGCCUGCACAGCAUGCUCAUCCAGCUGCUCCGAGAGAGGAAGAACCACGAGACGCAAGACAUGGCUCAGAGUAUCCAGAGCCACUGCUCGGGUUUGGAGGAAGCGGAGCAGCAGCUUCAGAAGGAGAGGUCAGAGUUAGACGGCCUCCCCCAAACAGAGGCUCCCGACGGAGAUCCACACGAGGACGAGGGAAACCUGUUUCACCUUCAGCUGGAGUGCCGCAUGACGUUCAUCCUCCAGGAGUCGUUUUACAAACGUGAGCAGGUCAUGGCUGUGAUGGCUGAGAGGUUUCAGGUACUGACCGCCAGGAAUCAGGCGCUGGAAGAUCUGAAAGAACAAAUGGAGCUCAAGAAGCUCUACGCAAACUGUGACCAGGAUUUGGACUUUGCGUCUCGGCUGGUGAAGCAGUGUCAGGUCUCAGCGGGCGUUCUCCUGGAGGCUCUGCGGCUUCUCCUCCCAACGCUGCCCGAAAGCGAGCUCCUCUCCAUCACUGACGUCCUCUGCCCAAAGCAGCACCCUCUUUCUGCAGAGCAGGAGCAUUCUGGGUGCACCGGGGAGUUUAAUCGAACUCUUCCUGUCAAACUGCGAGAAGAUAUCCUGCAGAAAAAUCUCCAGAGUGUGCCCUGCUGCUCUGCAGAAACAGAGAGACUCCGGGAAAAGAGGCAAAGUCUGAUGGAAAAGCUGCUCCCCAGAUCCCAGCUCCCGGGCGACACACCUCCGCCGGUUCAGGGGAAAGAAAAGGACAACAGUUUCACAAAAACACAAGAGUUUAUUUAUAAAUCCGCCACGCCUGGUGAACUGCUGCGCAGUGACGGUGCACAGCGAGAACCCACGGACACAGCGACAGGAGGACUGCACAGCACGGCGGAGGAGCGCACCGCCUGCAGUUCAGCUUCUGGAGAAAGGCUGUUUGUGUUUCGAGAGCCACCUGAGUCGCGUGACUUUGCAGAUGUUCCCAAACGGAAAAAGAAGAGGAAUUUCCUCAAUCUGAAGAAAAGCUCAGUGGCUCCAGCAAACCUGCCCUGAGACCUUUAAAAAAUAUGUUGCUGUGUGUUUUAUGAUGUAGUCCGCAAAGAUCCAAAACAAAUUGGUAGUUCUGUAGCACAUUUUUCUGUACUUCUCAGAGUGUUUGUAGCAUCUGGCUUUGUUUCUAAGUAAAGGCAGCUCACUUCCUCACCC